AUGGAGAAAGCAGCACUUGUCGUUGGUGUUGGUCCAGGAGCUGUAAUCUUCCUUUCGGCAGCACGACAAUGGCUUCGGUUAUGCUUCUUCGGAAACCGCGACAUUUGGCGCAUUCAAGUACAGGUGUUACGAAGUACGAGCGACAUAGACGCCAUGAACUUCCGAAAGUCAGCGCAGAAGGAAUGCAGCAUAAUAGCUGUGGCUAGCACUAUUCUAGCACAAAUUGCUAUCACAGCACUCUCUUUGGAAAACCUUGACCGAACACCCUGGGUUGCCCGAGGGUUAUUUGUUUUCAGCCUCGUCUCGUCAAUUAUCGCUGUUUACUACGCCACAAGACAGUACUGUCAUCUGGGCAGAUUCCUCUAUGCCAAGGAUGUACGGGCAUGGAUUCGUGGGCACAGUAUUUUGAAUGAGGAUCUGUACCCACGCAUGGCAAUGGCAGUUGCUCAUCUUAACAGCGACUCAGCUUUUCGAGUAGUGGGAGCAGAUCUGCCUUCGGUUGCCUCAGUUUUGACCAUUGCAGCCCCCACUAUGCUUCUCAACAGUUCUCUUAACGCUUUCCUGGUGGGACUCGGCAUCUACCUUGGCUUCGUUUGGACAUGGGAUCUGAACAAGAUUGCAGGGGCAUCAAGUAGUCGAGCAGUAUUUAUUACGUUCAUGGUUAGCUUGGUGGUAUGCUACUGGAUCUACGCAAUAUCUAACGUGAUUGUAGCUGACCAGAGCUACGUCAGCGAAGCGGAGUUGCUAGGAGAGAAAGAUCCUCUUCGAUCUUUCUUUGGGAUACGCGAGAAAGACGAGGAAAGUGCAAGGGGUGGCGGGAAGCCUUCUAUCGCUCAGCAUAUUUCUUCCCAAGAAGUACCAUCGGAUAAUACUGGAAGGGCAAGCACAUCAGCAGCACCACUUGGAGAAUCAUCUCAAGAACAAACAGAUGCAAGCAAUGGCACUGAGGGUGUGUCUGUUCAAAGAGAGCUUGCGCGAGUCCUCCAAGAAGCAGCUAGACUCCGCAAAGAGUCUGCUAAAGUUGAUGAACGUGUGGUUCAAAUUCUGGAGAAACUUGCAAAAGGUAGUAAAGAGUAA
This is a messenger RNA of Bipolaris victoriae FI3, 1077 nucleotides long. RefSeq lists its product as hypothetical. The coding region runs from base 1 to 1077 and encodes 358 amino acids. The transcript has 3 exons. NCBI's taxonomy places the organism in Eukaryota, Fungi, Ascomycota, Dothideomycetes, Pleosporales, Pleosporaceae. The record is from RefSeq and is a predicted model, not a curated record.